CUCACUAUAAAAAGUUGAAGCAUUUAGGUCAUAACAAAUUUAUUCCAUAAAUACAUUCCCCAAAAAAAUGGCAUCAAGAGGAGCACAAUCCAUGAAUUCUAUGUAUUUUAAACCAAUGUUAAGAAAGGCUUAUCAUAGAAAAACCGGCUCUCCGGACACCGUUGCGGAUCAUACAAUAAAGUUGAAUGGUGAUGAGGCGGCGAAGCAUAAUCCGGCAGCCGGAAACGGUAACGGUAACGGCAGCGGAACCGGCAACGGCUGGUGGAUGCAAGAUCAUCGAACGGGAAUUUAUUAUCCAAAAGGACAAGAAAAAGUCAUGGAAGAUGUGCCAUCAGGGGCAAUGAAGGAAUUUCAAACCAUCAAUUGGUUUGAUUGAAUUUCAGCACUUUAAUCGCCGCUAUAUAUAUAAUUAUUAUGAAUAAUUUUAUAAAAUUAAUCAUGUGGAUAAAUUUUAUUUAAAAAAUUUAUAUAUAUGUGACAAUUUAAAAUUUAUAUUCGUAUUCAACUCAUUUUUUGAUUAAGCUGUCAUCAAAAUUAAAUGAAGUCAAAUCAAAUCAAAUUUAUGAGAAGCUCAUUUAUUUCAGCUUUAUU
This is a messenger RNA of Andrographis paniculata, 591 nucleotides long. RefSeq lists its product as uncharacterized. Bases 68 to 376 code for a protein of 102 amino acids. The transcript has 2 exons. The record is from RefSeq and is a predicted model, not a curated record. NCBI's taxonomy places the organism in Eukaryota, Viridiplantae, Streptophyta, Magnoliopsida, Lamiales, Acanthaceae.